AUGGCCUCCUCCUCCCCCUCUCUUCCCAUCCAAAGCCGGCGCCUCCUCAACCUCCCCGCAGAAAUCAUCCUCUCCAUCGCCGACACCCUCACAAUCCCCGACCUAAACCGCCUCCUGCGCUCGUGCCGCCAGCUGACAACCCUCCUCCAGCCCCGCCUCCACCGCCGCGCAGCAACAUACACCUUCGACGAACACGGGCGCAAAAAGUCGCCCUUGACCUGGGCAUCCGAGCACGGGCGCCUCACGACCGUCGCGAACCUCCUGGACGCAGGCGCAGACGUCACGGCGACGGUGGGCGGGUUCUCGGCGCUCUACCAGGCGCUUCGAGUGGGACAUACGGAUGUCGCGCGCGUGCUGAUUGAGGCGGGGGCCGAUCCGCUGCCGAGCACGAGUAACGGGGGCGUUCCGCUGUUGCUCGCGGCGCAGCAUGGCGAUGAGGAGCUUGUGCGUCUGCUGCUGGGCGUGACGCCGACGAGUACGGCGGUGGAGCGGGCGAAUUAUGAGCAUGCGGUGAGCCGGGCGAUUUACUACGGGCACAUCCGGCUGGUGCGGUUCAUGCUUGAUAAUGCGACUGGGUGGCUUGAUGUGGCGCGGAACGGGGACAUGAUAUACCAGGCGGCGAGCACGGGGGACUGCGAGAUGAUCCGGUUGCUAAUGGAUUACGGGGCGACGGUUGAGCCGUUGCAUCGGACGGCGAGGCAUCCGUUGGUAGUUGCUGCGCAGAACGGGCAUAAGGAGGCGGUGCAGUUGCUUAUGGCGCUGUCGAAGGAGAAAGUUGCGCCGAUGGAGCCUGUGGCCAAGGAGGAGAAGUCGCUUUCGGCGCGUCUUGUUGAGAGAUUUGGGGGUGAUGUCGCGCGGCCUACGAAGGAUGGGGUGACGCCGCUGCAGAUUGCGCUGCAGGAGUUUAGUCCGCCGGAUGUGAUUCACCAGCUGCUUGAUUUGGGGGCUGAGCCGAGUGUACAGGGCAGGGACGGGUCGACGGCGCUCCAUACGUUGGUCCGGUUGAAACGGCAUGAUCUUUUGGAGACUCUCAUCGACGGGGCUUCGCUUGCCGCUGCCGAUUACAAGGGGAACACCCCGUUGCUUCUGGCGGUGUCCGUGUUCAAUGUUUCGGCCACAUCGCUGUUCAUCGAGUGCGGAGCAAAUCUCUCAGCCAGGGACAACCACGGGCGGACGGCAUUGCACAUCGCGGCAACUCACUCUUCCGGCGUCAUUCUCUCUAUGCUGCUUAGAGCAAAGGCCGACAUCAGUGCGAGGGAUGACGCCGGUCGCAUUCCGCUCCACUAUGCCACCCUAGGACCUAACCUCCAGAUCUUCAAGGCGAUUCUAGCUGAGCACAUAUCUACCAAGGCAGAUUUUAUGGUCAGGUCGCAGACCGGUCGGACGGUGAUGGAUAUGGCCGUCGAAUGCGGGAAUAUGCACCUGCUAAACGAGCUAAUUUCCAAGGGAGUCGACGUCAACACGAACUGGGAGGGUUACUCACCACUCCAUGCGGCCGUCGCAAACAGACACCCCGAGGUAGUCCAGGUGCUUCUGUCCCGCGGCGCCGACCCUGUUCGACACGACUAUUACGGCCAGACACCGUUUGACCUCGCGGCUGGCGAUAGGUCCAUGCUGGACGGGCUAGCGCAAUGGUGCGAUGUCCCGUAUACACGGACAGACCGCGACACACGGCGCGCGAUGCUAAAAGAUAGCGCUGGCCGAUUCGCAGCAAGAAUAGCAAACGGGCAAACAGGCGACUUCUACAAGCUAGCCAAAUGUCUGGUGUAUCUGAAAGACGACGACGCAGCCCUCGCGGUAUUCAGGCAAGCGGCCAAGAUGAGGGUGUGCGAAGACGACCUCCGGUACCCCAUGAGCUGCGGCGGGUGCCGGAAACGCCUGAAGAGCGCCGGGUUGUCUGAAGCGCUUGUCCUAGUUUGUCGAAGAUGUCACGAUCUCGACUUCAGCGACCCCUCGCCGUUCUUGGGCUUCUACUCUACCGAUGCGGGCUUUUCAACCCCGUCCACGAAUUCCGAGAGCAGGAACGAUGAACUCUGGAUCGAGCAGGUGGAGCGGAUUAUUGUGAAGUACUGUUAA
Molecule: messenger RNA, 2076 nt
Organism: Aspergillus mulundensis
Lineage: Eukaryota; Fungi; Ascomycota; Eurotiomycetes; Eurotiales; Aspergillaceae
Exons: 1
Coding region: 1-2076 (691 amino acids)
Molecular function (GO): protein binding
Source: RefSeq, a predicted model, not a curated record